AUGGAAGAAGAGUCGAGCCGUUUCCGCUGGCAGAAAGUCUCCCAUAAGUGGCUCUGCCAACGGACUGUGAAAAGGAACCACUUCACGAUCUACUUCACAACCUACUUCACGUGUGUGUGCAAGGCCAAAUCGACUCAACAAUCCUCUCUCCCUUGGCCCCCUUCCCUGUCCGCCCUCCCUCCGUUAACCAGGAUCUACUUCGCAUGUGUGUGCAAGGCCGUCACAGGAUGCCCGGCACGCAAAGUGGAGGACCGCAUCGCCGGCCCGCCCCGCGGCAAGCACUCUGCACCGCCCGCCGUCGUGACUUUUGAGUCGACUCAAAAGUCAAAAGUGGAGGACCGCAUUGCCGGCCCGCCUCGCGGCAAGCACUCCGCGCUGACCGCCGCUGCUACUGCUUCUGCUGCUGCUGCCAGCACGGCGGACGCGACCUAUGCUGCUGAUACUGCUGAUGCUGCCGAUGCGGCUGAUGCUGCUGCUGAUGAUGCGGCUGCGCCGGCUCUUGAGGAUGAACGCCCCACCCGCCCCGAGCGCAUGGAGAUGCGCAAGGUGAUACGCAUGACGACUUCAGGCUUCCACAACCACCCUUCCUCGUUGUGUCUCAAGCGCCGCCGCCGCGCCGACGUCAGAGCAAGCGCCAUGGCUGCUCCUUUUCAAGACGCGGCAGCAGCCUACGCAGCACCGCUUGCUGCCCUCCUGAAACCUCACCAUGUCCCAUCUCAUCAUGCCGCAACUUCGCAAGGCGCUGAAAGUCCCAAAAACGCAUCACGGGGUGAACUGUUUGCGACAAUCCCUCAAUUCAUUCCUGAGGUGCAGACCCGCGGCGACAAUCCCAAGGAGAUCCUGUGCGCGUCAAAACCACUCACUGACCUCAUCCCGUCCUAUCGCUCGCUUGGUGAUACCAAGGAGACUUGCACUGCCCUUGCGCCUGCUGUCCUCUCGCACAGAAUCGCCGGCACAGCACAGCGGAGGAACUUCGGGAGCAUGCAUGAGCAGAUUAUGGCACUUAGCAAAGAGACAGAGGAGAUAAGCCAGGCUGAGGAUAAACUGGGCUUCCCACUUGAUGGGGUCUGCUUCUCUGCUGCUGAACGGAUGAGCUAUCGGCCAAAAGAGCUGGAAUUUCAGCCUCAGGAGUUGUUAAAUCAGCCUCAGGAGUUAAGAUAUCAGCCUGGGCAGUUUGAGGAGUUGAGGUAUCGGCCUGGGGAGUUGAGCUACCAGGCUUCAAAGCGGCAGAGGGCAACGCAGGUGAAAGCUGAGCCAGACGUUUCUUUGGAGAGUCCCGGCGCCAGCUGCUGCCAGGAUGAGCCGCCCUGGCGUGCCGACAGCUGUGUGUCUGCCCCACACUUCUCAGCCGUGGCUGCUCAACGGUCCUCAGCUGCCACCUGUGCUAUAGGGAACUUGCAAAGAACAUCGUCGUAUAGCCACGACGGGCUGCCCUGGCCUGCUGGAAGCUCCAUGUCUGCUCCACACUUGCCUGCUGGGCCGCUUUGGUCUGCUGCUGGCGGCGGCGAUGCAUCGUUCUUCCCUCGGCUGUCUGCGACGACCUGCGCCACUCAAGGGAUGCUGCACUGGAGCAGCCUCGGACUGCCACAGCGCUUCCCAAACCAAUGUUCGAACCCAGCAGGUCCGGCAGGCCCGCCAGGCCUGGCAGAACCUGCAGAAAACACCGAACCAGCAGGCCUGGCACCUUCAGCGUUCCUAGCACGCCCAGAAGCGCAAACAGCCGCAGCAACCUCGGCAGUGGCUCUUCCGCAAGACUGGCAGUUUCCAGCAAGUGCCAAGGUUGGCGAGAGCAGCAGCCCUGAUGUCGCACUAUUGCUGGAGGAGCUGUUGACUCCGGCUGAGUGGGAGGUCGUGCUCUCACGGAUGGUCCAGAAGCAAGGACCGUUGGAUAAGGGAGUGGAGCAGCAGAUGAACGCUUAUGCAGCAUGA
Molecule: messenger RNA, 1929 nt
Organism: Closterium sp. Naga37s-1
Lineage: Eukaryota; Viridiplantae; Streptophyta; Zygnematophyceae; Desmidiales; Closteriaceae
Source: the annotation of a GenBank genome assembly